Messenger RNA from Erythranthe guttata (spotted monkey flower), 4294 nucleotides. Lineage: Eukaryota; Viridiplantae; Streptophyta; Magnoliopsida; Lamiales; Phrymaceae. The record is from RefSeq and is a predicted model, not a curated record.
AUGGUUUUGCGGCAGUUGUUGUUGCCGGAGCUGUUCUUGAUUAUUCCACGGCAGCAGUUGUUCUGGCUGAUGAAUAUGGCAGAUGAUUAUGGUUUUCCGCUAGUUGUUGUUGCCGGAUCUAUUCUUGAUUAUUCCACGGCGCCAAAUAUUCAGGUUGAUGAAUAUGAUUUUGCGGCAGUUGUUGUUGCCGGCGUUGUUCCUGAUUAUUCCACCGCGGCAGCUUUUGUCGUUAAGGCUGAUGAAUAUGGUUUACCGGCGUUUGUUGUUGCCGGAGUUGUUCUUGAUUUUUCCACGGCGGCAGUUGUUCAGGCUGAUGAAUAUGGUUUUGCGGCAGUUGUUGUUGCCGGAGCUGUUCUUGAUUAUUCCACGGCAGCAGUUGUUUUGGCUGAUGAUUAUGGUUUUGCGGCAGAUGUUGUUGCCGGAGCGGUUCCUGAUUAUUCCACCGCGGCAGUUGUUGUUGAGGCUGAUGAAUAUUGUUUAGCGGCGGUUAUUUUCGGCGGAGCUGUUCUUGAUUAUUCCACAACGGCAAUUGUUCAGGCUGAUGAUUAUGGUUUUGCGCCAAUUGUUGUUGACGGAUCUGUUCUUGAUUAUUCCACGACGCCGAUUAUGCAGGCUGACGAAUAUGUUUUUGCGGUAGUUGUUGUUGCCGGCGCUGUUCCUGAUUGUUCCUCCGCAACAGCUGUUGUCGUUAAGGCUGAUGAAUAUGGUUUACCGGCGUUUGUUGUUGCCGGAGUUGUUCUUGAUUUUUCCACGGCGGCAGUUGUUCAGGCUGAUGAAUAUGGUUUUGCGGCAGUUGUUGUUGCCGGAGCUGUUCUUGAUUAUUCCACGGCAGCAGUUGUUUUGGCUGAUGAUUAUGGUUUUGCGGCAGAUGUUGUUGCCGGAGCGGUUCCUGAUUACUCCACCGCGGCAGUUGUUGUUGAGGCUGAUGAAUAUUGUUUAACGGCGGUUAUUUUCGGCGGAGCUGUUCCUGAUUAUUCAACAACGGCAGUUGUUCAUGAUGAUGAUUAUGGUUUUGCGCCAAUUGUUGUUGACGGAUCUGUUCUCGAUAAUUCCACGACGCCAAUUAUGCAGGCUGACGAAUAUGUUUUGGUGGUAGUUGUUGUUGCCGGCGCUGUUCCCGAUUAUUCCACCGCAACAGCUGUUGUCGUUAAGGCUGAUGAAUAUGGUUUACCGGCGUUUGUUGUUGCUGGAGAUGUUCUUGAUUUUUCCACGGGGGCAGUUGUUCAGGCUGACGAAUAUGGUUUUGCGGCAGUUGUUGUUGCCGGAGUUGUUCUUGAUUAUUCCACGGCAGCAGUUGUUUUGGCUGAUGAUUAUGGUUUUGCGGCAGAUGUUGUUGCCGGAGCGGUUCCUGAUUAUUCCACCGCGGCAGUUGUUGUUGAGGCUGAUGAAUAUGGUUUAGCGGCGGUUAUUGUUGGCGGAGCUGUUCUUGAUUAUUCCACAACGGCAGUUGUUCAGGCUGAUGAUUAUGGUUUUGCGCCAGUUGUUGUUGCCGGAUCAAUUCUUGAUUAUUCCACAACGCCAACUAUUCUGGCUGAUGAAUAUGGUUUUGCGGCAGUUGUUGUUGCCGGCGUUGUUCCUGAUUAUUCCGCCGCAGCAGUUGUUGUCGUUAAGGCUGAUGAAUAUGGUUUAUCGGCGUUUGUUGUUGCCGGAGUUGUUCUUGAUUUUUCCACGGCGGCAGUUGUUCAGGCUGUUGAAUAUGGUUUUGCGGCAGUUGUUGUUGUUGCUGGAGCUGUUCUUGAUUAUUCCACGGCAGCAGUUGUUCUGGCUGAUGAAUAUGGUUUUGCGGCAGAUGUUUUUGCCGGAGCGGUUCCUGGUUAUUCCACCGCGGCAGUUGUUGUUGAGGCCGAUGAAUAUGGUUUAGCGGCGGUUAUUUUCGGCGGAGCUGUUCUUGAUUAUUCCACAACGGCAGUUGUUCAGGCUGAUGAUUAUGGUUUUCCGCUAGUUGUUGUUGCCGGAUCUGUUCUUGAUUAUUCCACGGCGCCAAAUAUUCAGGUUGAUGAAUAUGAUUUUGCGGCAGUUGUUGUUGGCGGCGUUGUUCCUGAUUAUUCCACCGCGGCAGCUGUUGUCGUUAAGGCUGAUGAAUAUGGUUUAUCGGCGUUUGUUGUUGCCGGAGUUGUUCUUGAUUUUUCCACAGCGGCAGUUGUUCAGGCUGAUGAAUAUGGUUUUGCGGCAGUUGUUGUUGCCGGAGCUGUUCUUGAUUAUUCCACGGCAGCAGUUGUUUUGGCUGAUGAUUAUGGUUUUGCGGCAGAUGUUGUUGCCGGACCGGUUCCUGAUUAUUCCACCGCGGCAGUUGUUGUUGAGGCUGAUGAAUAUUGUUUAGCGGCGGUUAUUUUCGGCGGAGCUGUUCUUGAUUAUUCAACAACGGCAGUUGUUCAGGCUGAUGAUUAUGGUUUUGCGCCAGUUGUUGUUGCCGGAUCAAUUCUUGAUUAUUCCACAGCGUCAACUAUUCAGGCUGAUGAAUAUGGUUUUGCGGCAGUUAUUGUUGCCGGCGUUGUUCGUGAUUAUUCCGCCGCAGCAGUUGUUGUCGUUAAGGCUGAUGAGUAUGGUUUAUCAGCGUUUGUUGUUGCCGGAGCUGUUCUUGAUUUUUCCACGGCGGCAGUUGUUCAGGCUGUUGAAUAUGGUUUUGCGGAAGUUGUUGUUGCUGGAGCUGUUCUUGAUUAUUCCACGGCAGCAGUUGUUCUGGCUGAUGAUUAUGGUUUUGCGGCAGAUGGUUUUGCCGGAGCGGUUCCUGAUUAUCCCACCGCGGCAGUUGUUGUUGAGGUCGAUGAAUAUGGUUUAGCGGCGGUUAUUUUCGGCGGAGCUGUUCUUGAUUAUUCCACAACGGCAGUUGUUCAGGCUGAUGAUUAUGGUUUUGCGCUAGUUGUUGUUGCCGGAUCUGUUCUUGAUUAUUCUACGGCGCCAAAUAUUCAGGUUGAUGAAUAUGAUUUUGCGGCAGUUGUUGUUGCCGGCGUUGUUCCUGAUUAUUCCACCGCGGCAGCUGUUGUCGUUAAGGCUGAUGAAUAUGGUUUACCGGCAUUUGUUGUUGCCGGAGUUGUUCUUGAUUUUUUCACGGCGACAGUUGUGCAGGCUGAUGAAUAUGGUUUUGCGGCAGUUGUUGUUGCCGGAGCUGUUCUUGAUUAUUCCACGGCAGCAGCUGUUUUGGCUGAUGAUUAUGGUUUUGCGGCAGAUGUUGUUGCCGGAGCGGUUCCUGAUUAUUCCACCGCGGCAGUUGUUGUUGAGGCUGAUGAUUAUGGUUUAGCGAUGGUUAUUGUUGGCGGAGUUGUUCUUGAUUAUUUCACAACGGCAGUUGUUCAGGCAGAUGAUUAUGGUUUUGCGCUAGUUGUUGUUGCCGGAUCUGUUCUUGAUUAUUCCACGGUGCCAAAUAUUCGGGCUGAUGAAUAUGGUUUUGCGGCAGUUGUUGUUGCCGGCGCUGUUCCUGAUUAUUCCACAGCGACAGCUAUUGUCGUUAAGGCUGAUGAAUAUGGUUUACCGGCGUUUGUUGUUGCCGGAGCUAUUCUUGAUUUUUCCACGGCGGCAGUUGUUCAGGCUGAUGAAUAUGGUUUUGCGGCAGUUGUUGUUGCCGGAGCUGUUCUUGAUUAUUCCACGGUAGCAGUUGUUCUUGAGGCUGAUGAAUAUGGUUUAGCGGCGGUUAUUUUCGGCGGAGCUGUUCUUUAUUAUUCCACAACGGCAGUUGUUCAGGCUGAUGAUUAUGGUUUUGCGCUAGUUGUUGUUGCCGGAUCUAGUCUUGAUUAUUCCACGGCGCCAAAUAUUCAGGCUGAUGAAUAUGGUUUUGCGGCAGUUGUUGUUGCCGGCGCUGUUCCUGAUUAUUCCACCGCGACAGCUAUUGUCGUUAAGGCUGAUGAAUAUGGUUUACCGGCGUUUGUUGUUGCCGAAGCUAUUCUUGAUUUUUCCACAGCGGCAGUUGUUCAGGCUGAUGAAUAUGGUUUUGCGGCAGUUGUUGUUGCCGGAGCUGUUCUUGAUUAUUCCACGGUAGCAGGUGUUCUGGCUGAUGAAUAUGGUUUUGCGGAAGAUGUUGUUGCCGGAGCAGUUCUUGAUUAUUCCACCGCGGCAGUUGUUGUUGAGGCUGAUUAAUAUGGUUUAGCGGCUGUUAUUGUUGGCGGAGCUGUUCUUGAUUAUUCCACAACGGCAGUUGUUCAGGCUGAUGAUUAUGGUUUUGCGCCAGUUGUUGUUGCCGGAUCAAUUCUUGAUUAUUCUACAGCGCCAACUAUUCAGGCUGAUGAAUAUGGUUUUGCGGCAGUUGUUGUUGCCGGCGUUGUUCCUGAUUAUUCCGCCGCAGCAUUUCUUGUCGUUAUGG